AGGUACCUUGGCUAUAAUUAGGAGCUGAAAUGGCAAUUCAGGUUUGAAUGGUAAAUUGCUGCUUGACAAACGUCCCCACCACAAACCCCUUUGACAGCCCAUUUAGCCACCGAGAGCUGCUGUCAGGCAUCCAGAGCAGGAUGGGGCAGAAGGAUCAGUCUCUUCUCUCUGCUCUCCUGGGGAUGAAUGGAGGGCACCUUGUGCGGGAGUUGCUCAUGGCUGCUGCACAUCUGGUGCUGACAGCACAGCUGAGAGAAUACAUCACACUGAGCCAGGGCCACAGUGUAAUUCUCCUUCCGUGGCAGCUUUGCCCUGACCAGCUUAUCUGUUGAGGUGGGGGCACAGCAGAACAGGCCACAAUGGGACCCCAGGCUGCAGAGAGAAGUUGCACUUGGGCUGUUGCAGAGAGUUCUGUGUCAUCACAUAGUAACUGCUGUGCAUGUGCCAGCAAGAGCAGAGCUAGCAUGAGUAAGCUUAUUAUUCGAUAAUCACACUUUCAUCUUUCUGGAUACAUAAACUGCUGAGGUAUCCAAGUCUUGCAGUGAGGCACAAUCACUGUCUGAAGAUGAGCAAGAAGGAACUGGGUCCUUUCCUCAUUGGGAACAUAUGUCUGAUUUGACACCAUUAUCUUUUACUAUUUUUAAACAGUAUAUCAUUAUUGAAGCACCUGUUGCCACUUAAUUACCUGUGUUUGAUUACAAAGAUGCUAAGUAAUGUGCUUUUUAGGUACAAACUUCUUCAUUUUUAUAUCCUUUUAUGAUGAGCCGUAUCAAAGCCUCUGUGUCCAUUUCCAAGGCUGGAUCAAAACCUCGCGUGUGGGUCAGUGGCUGAGCACCCAGCCUUUUCUCCUGAACUUUGGGAAAUCUGGAGUUCUAAUCAACACCUUAAGUCCCCUCAGUUAGAACGAUAUGACCUAGAGGUGCUGACCUAUGCAGCCGGUAUCCACCGCGGUCCCGUUUCGGCAGGCUGAGGACCCAGGUGGGGGCCUCUGGUGGGCCCCGGCCCCCGGAAGGGGCUCCCAUUGCCGGGCUGGCUCCCGGUGCUGAGGCAGAGGUGCUGGCCGAGGGGCACGCGUGCGGGCAGCCUGCAGGGCAGGGGCACCGAGCUCUUUCCUUCCCCGGGAGAUGCGUCGGGGGUCAGUCCCCCGUCCCCCCCUCGCUGCCCCCGCUCUCCCCGCCGCCGGGAGCGAUGCUCCCGAGGCUCCGGGCCGCCGCCGCCGCGCCGGGAGCGGGAGGGGGGGGCUGCGGCCCUGCGGUCCCCCCUCCCCGCUGUGCCCGGGGCCGCCGGGCCCUGCCCGCCCGCCGCGCUGCGGGAGCGCCGCCCGCCGCCGCCCGCACCCCUUCGGCGGCGCCGCUUCGCCUGGCUGCACGGCCCGGCCUGAGCCGGCCCCCGGCGGGGGGAGGCCCUGGCUCACCUGGACGAGCGGCGCGGGGGGGAGCCCCGGCGCGGGGAACGGUGCCCGCCAACCCCCACCGGAGCGCUCCUUCCGCGGCCUUUGUUUGCGCUGUCACAUGGGCCGCGGUGCGGGAUUUAAGCGGGUCUCCGCAGGACAUGCCGUGAGCGGCGCGCCGCAGCCCUGCCCGCAGCGGCAGCGCUCCGCCCGGCCGGGGAUGCGGCUCUAGCGGCCCCGCGAUGAGCGGCUCCUCCAUGGCGAAGAGCGAGUCCCGCACUUCGCUGCUGAAGGCGGCGGGGAGCCGGAGGGCGGCGGGCGCCCAGCCCCAGCCCCGCGGCAGCCGCGCCUGGGACGGCAGAGGACAAGGCGGGCAGGCGGGGAGAGAGCUGAGCCAGGAGCCGCUCCCCGGGGAGCCCAGUGCCCGCAGGCCGCUCUGCCACCCGGGCGCCCGGGAGGAUGGAGCGAGGGGCGCGGGGAAGCUGUCACAUGGACGGGGGGAGAGCCAGCCGGAGACGGCGGAAGGAGGUCCAAGGAGAGGCAGUGGCAAGGAACCGGUGCGGACAUCCAGGCACCACCACCACCUCCCGCCGCACGCCAGCCACGGGCACCCCCAGGACCAGCAUCAGCUCUCAGACAGGGAUGGGGAGGAGGCAGAGGAGGACUUUUUCUUCAGUCACAGGCAGCGGUCCAGCAGAGAGUCCCUAAAGCUCUCGGAAGGCGCUUCACCUCUGUCCAAAUCCAGCAGCAAGUACUCCACCAAGUCCAGCGGCAGCGACCGGUCGGUGGAAGCGGACCCCCUCUUCCAGCAGCUGCACCCCAUGCUCAGCUCGGUCUUUGGCCAGAUCCGCCAUGAGGAGAAGACGUGCUAUAAAGCUGUCCAGACGAGUGAAGAGGGGCCGUCGGCUUGCGAGUACCAGGGUCCGCUCAUGGUGCUGGCCCAGAACUGCGCCGUCAUGCACAACCUGCUGGGGCCGGCAUGCAUCUUCCUGAGGAAGGGCUUCGCAGAAAACAGGCAGCCUGAUAGAGAACUGCGUCCGGAAGAAAUCGAAGAAUUAAGAGAAGCCUUUAAGGAGUUUGAUAAAGACAAGGAUGGGUUUAUUAACUGCAGAGACCUGGGGAACUGCAUGCGAACCAUGGGCUACAUGCCUACUGAAAUGGAGCUAAUAGAGCUCUCCCAGCAGAUCAACAUGAACUUGGGUGGCCAUGUGGAUUUUGAAGAUUUUGUUGAGCUGAUGGGACCAAAGCUGCUAGCAGAAACUGCAGACAUGAUUGGCGUAAAAGAGCUCCGUGAUGCCUUCAGAGAGUUUGACACCAAUGGUGAUGGGGAGAUCAGCACCAGUGAGCUGCGAGAAGCCAUGAAGAAGCUUCUAGGGCAGCAGGUGGGCCAUCGGGAUAUUGAAGAGAUCAUCCGGGAUGUGGAUCUGAAUGGAGAUGGACGUGUUGAUUUUGAAGAGUUUGUUCGCAUGAUGUCCCGUUGAAGAUUAUUCUCAGCUAAAGAAGAAUCAGCACCUUAGAGAGGGCAGAAGAGGACCUAGAUGGAGCAUCUAGCCCCGAUGUUCCCACAUGAAGGUUUAUCGGCUGGCUGCAAUUGGGACAUUGCAAGAUGACCUGCUGCUCCUCCCUCAUGGUGGUCCCCAUGCCCCUCCACCCUUUCACACUGUGAAAGACUUGCAACUUCCUACAACUGGAACCAUUCCUUGGAAAUGAUUGCAGGAAACUGCAGAGCCAGGACUUGCCAUGAUGCUUUCAUGGGAUAUUUGCAACUUUAGACUCCUCCUCCCCAGCUUUGUUCUCCCACCAGCUGCUGCAAAGCAAGAGCAGGAGAAAUCCUCUUGGCUUGGUGGACGAGAGCAAAGCCAUUGGGACUGGUGGCAGCCUCAGGGCGUGCUCUGCACUUCUUGGUUUCCCUUGGUGAACCGUGUCUGUGUUUGCUGUCUAUGUGUGUGUGUCUAUCUGUGUGGAGUUAUUUAUGCUUCCCCGGCACAUAUUUCGCAUCUCCUGUGGUUAUGUUUACCAAGAGUACCUUCAAAUACAUGUCUUGCGGGGAGAAAGCGA
Messenger RNA from Strigops habroptila (Kakapo), 3448 nucleotides. It is a transcript of the gene CABP1, whose product is annotated as calcium binding protein 1. The record is from RefSeq and is a predicted model, not a curated record. NCBI's taxonomy places the organism in Eukaryota, Metazoa, Chordata, Aves, Psittaciformes, Psittacidae. Gene Ontology annotation, molecular function: calcium ion binding. The transcript is spliced from 7 exons. The coding region runs from base 1633 to 2871 and encodes 412 amino acids.